AUGUUCGGCAAGCCAUUAUAUGAAGCCAUAUUUGUCAACUUGGCGGGAUCUUAUGUCGAGGAGCUGAAUAGUGGCAAGACAACGGUGAUCUCUAGUGCCUGGGGUCGAGUCAUGCAAGCACAAUGUCAUGGUGCACUUGAAAUUGCUGUCAAGUGCUACAAGGCGGAGCUGCAGGCGAAAGUACGCAGAUACGUGUCAGCUAAAAAGUUUGAAAAAGAUGCUACCUUUAAAGUGAUUGGAUACGAAAAAGAAGUUAAAUGGUGGGUUCAAAACAGCGGACAAAGGCCAAGAAAGAACCGUCAUGUUCGACAACAUGAAAACCUGUGA
Molecule: messenger RNA, 327 nt
Organism: Peronospora farinosa
Lineage: Eukaryota; Oomycota; Peronosporomycetes; Peronosporales; Peronosporaceae
Source: the annotation of a GenBank genome assembly